GCUGUUCGUACGGAUGCGCCGCAGCUGACACCAAACCUGAUGUGGAAAAAACUCUUCAUAGACCUUCUCCGAAACGAUGGGCGAGUGAGCACAGGACUUCCUCUUUGCUGUCCGCGUCACUCUUGGUCAAAACGCCGCGUUGAAUGUCCAGAAGAUAUGCCGGACCCGUAUGGGACAACUUCGUCUUUGCUCUGCACAGAAGUUUGCGGUCGCACUAUACUUAAGGUUCCCACACCAUCAAAGAAAUCGACUUUGAGCACCACAGAUAGCAUGUGAAUCAUGAGAUUCAAAAGGGUGUAAGUCUAAGUGAGGCAAAGUUAGUAAAUAAAUGAUGACGUACUUCAAGUGAGAUGAAAAAAAGUAGCUCCAGCUAGUCAACUCCGAGAUCGCGUCGCUUUUCAUCAUGAUGACGGAUUUUAUUCUACCAGAGUGGAAGGUCCACGUCUAAGUUACCAGAGUGCGGUCAUAAGUGUGAGCAGCCAUGCCAUGCCGGUGACUGCCUUCGUGCUUUCUGCAGGGUGGUGAUCUUACAACACUGCCCAGUUGCGCCGAAGGAACAUCCGCCACGUAAGCUACUCUGUGGUGUCAUCGGGGACCAGCAGAGCUCGAACAAAGUUAAGAUUACUUACUUCGAUUGCCUUCCACAACAAAAUCAACCACGGUGGCCAACAAGCUUGUAACCUAAACUUUUUAUAGAAGUUACAAGGAGAAAUUUACUCGCAUUUUUUAUUUAACGGCUCUAAGGACAAUGAGGGGAUGUUCGGCUGCAAUGUUGAGGUCGAUACAAAGUGCGCGCAUUGUGGAAAAACGCUAAAAAAGAAAUGUGGGGAAGUCCAUCGGCAGAAAGUCUUCUACUGUCGUGUGAAACAACGCUGCAGCCGCAACCCGCGACACACUUUCGAGCGUGCAUGCAAUGAAACGGCUGACGUGUGCCCGAAACGAUGCGGCAAGCUGCUGUCGUGCGGGCAUCCAUGUCCGCUGCGCUGCUACGAGGACUGCUCUCGCGCGGAAUGCAAAAAAACUAUACUGCAAACAUGUGCUGCGGAACUGCACAAGAUGAGGGUUUACUGCAAGGACAUUUUCCCAAAACAAAUGCCGAAAAGUAGUGCGUUCAUGGGCCACGGCAUUGAGGACGAUAAAGAAACCAUGGCUAAUGCUUGUUCAAAUGUGGAACAUGAAGAUGUAGACGACUCUUCGCUUAUUUGCAAACCAAUCGUAGAAGACGAGGGGACAAAGAAGGAGCCUCGACUUCUGCCGUCGUCCUCGUCGAAUGAAGAAACGACAACGAAUCACACCAUCUGGGCGUGUAAGCAGGAAGUGCAAUUUCGCUGUGCAAAAUGCGGCCAAACAUUGACGCGCCGAUGCUACGAGCGGGAAGAAGACGUGAGAUGCGAGCACUACUGCAGAAAGAAGCUGCCUUUUUGUCCGCACCUCUGCACGCGCCUAUGUUGGGAAGACUGCCCCGCCUCUCGCGAGGGGUGCGCUAUAUGCCGAGAGGAUGAGAAAAGCAACUUCUUUAAGGCUCACGAGAUGGAGGUCGUUCUGUUCUUCUGUAUCUGUUUCCUCCUGCUUAGGAAGCAAUCGAAAAGAUGAAUUUUCAUGAGCUCUAAUUCCUUUGCCUUUCUUGACGACUGGGAUGAGGACGAACAGCAAGGCCUUUGGAGCUCGUCUUCUUCGCAAGACGAAAUGAUUGGCGUUGUUUCUUCGUUGCGUAAAACACCAUGGACGUACAAAACCUUGCACUUGCACGACAUCCUAUAUAGCCAGCGCUCUAUCAGCGAUCACUUCCGUGAUGGUCGUUGCAUACACGAAACUCUACGAAAAUUGCGUGAUGACCCAGAGUUACUAAACAAAUUCCCACAAAUCGAGGUGGUCUCGCACGACAUUGGCUACGAUAUGAGACGACAAGGUCAAGGUGGACUAAAAGAUAACGUUACGAUCGAAAAGUUAGCCACUGUGCUCAAAGUCAUCCAUGCUUGUCUUCACUGACCAUAUGUAUCUAAGUAUGCGUAUGGCAACGGCUAUGGCAGGCAGUUUUGUUCAGACAGGAAUUUUCAAAAUUAGUAGUGAAUAAACAGAUCCAGAAGUAUCAUUUAUCAGCGGUCAUUCUGGUUGGACUUCACUACGUGACGAUACAAAACAAUAUUGUUGUUGUACCUGUUUCGGCAACACAACUCUCAUUAGUACUUUUGUAGGAUGUGGGUGGGUAGUACUAGGUAGUCGCAGUUGAUGAUUGUACUGAACUUAUUUCCUUUCAUGGUACGCGAACCAAGCCAGUGUGCAGAGCUGGCAGACAACAUUUUGUACCUGUCCAUGGACAAUCGGCGAUUGUGGUUAUUAAAGCAGCUACACGCCCCAGAUCGCCUUGUGGAGGUGAAGCUCUUUCAUUCGUCGAAGGCCUACGGUGAGAAUUGGUUUAAUUGCAAGUUCAAUACACGGGAAUCGAUCGAAGAUCUUGCUCAAAACCGAUACAAUCAAGUUCGCAUCACGCCGCAUCCCAAGUUUUCAUCUUCCGCCAUAACGAUCUCGACUACCGUGCAUGGCAAGGACAGGACAAAGGGCGCCUUCAGGUUCUCCACAUCGUCCAAGAGCAGUAAGUCUUCUAGUAAGGGUUUUAACAAUUUCAAUUUCCAAGAAAUGAAAUGUCUUGGUGCCCACGUAACUGACGAAUCAAAACCACGUGGCUUCGGCAAGGGAACAGAGCAGUUCGCGGACACCACAAAGUCGAAGAACACGGGCAGCAAGAACAACUACGGCUUGGAUGAGGCAAGGCAAAAGGCCGGCCAUCACGAUAGCGCAGGAGAAGAAUACCGGAUUCCAGGAGCCUUCCAAAUCGUCACCGCGAAGAGACGCCCUGGAGCCAAGGGAUGACAAUCUUUCAAACAGGAGUAGUUUCAAAUUCAAUAGGGAGUAAAUAAGUAAGUAAGGACUCACAUUUUCGCAGAAAGUAUAAGCAAGUAGAAGUUGGUAAUUUAUUACUUAGUUAGAAGCAGAUAUUACAUGCAUGAAUAUAUUUAUAGGAGUCUAAUAUUAGUCUGGGUUUACAUGAACGAAGAUAUUUCUUGUAAUUGUUCUUGUUGAAAAGUGUAAGAAAAGGAGACAGAAUCACUGAAGUGACGAAUAUCUUAAUAAAGUCUACUUAUAAUAGAAUAGUUUAUAGACGGUGGGAAGGUGGGCGCUGGGCGACGCUGGGCCGCUGGGCGGCCACGCUUGGCACGGUGGGCGGACCCUUGGCACACAUGAGGGGCACGCUGGUCGCGUAUGGCGUUGCCCCGCUGCUUCCGCCAAUGUGCAGGGCCGCAGACGCGGUCGGCGCGCUGCUGCGCUCCUUUGCGGAGUGGCCACGUUCUCGCUGCUUGCGGUGCUUCGCUGCUGUAUGCAGUAACGCCUGGGCGUGUAGAGUGCGGCGCAGCGCUGGAGUGUACCUCAGUGCUUUGCUGCAAUGUGCGGUCGACGCUGCUGAGGGAUAUUCCCAGGCGGGCCAGUAGGUGGGCGUGUGCAGCCUGCUGCGGAUCCAAGACGCAUUUGCUUACUCUGCCGGGGAGGCUUCAGAAAUAGGCGCCCGAAGGGUGCCUCGAUUUUUGGCCCCCAGGCUCAUGGUGGGCGCACGGUGGGCGAAAUCUUUCGCAGAAGCCCCACUUUUGGGCGGCCCAGCGUGCCAAGCGUGCCCACCGAUCCAAUUCUGGAGAGGGAGCAAGCUUUUCUAUUGGAGAAAAUUCAACUAAGGACUGCAAAAAUCCGGACAAAAUUCAAUCCUUCCGGGCAUGACACGAAUCCGCAGAACACUCGCCGCCUACUGCGCUCCCUUCUGGAAAACCCUCACCCAGUUGCGAGCCAAGAGCCUCGGGCUCCCUCCAAAUCCCCGCGCCCCUCCAGAAUCCCCCCAGCACACAUGUGCAGGCUGGUGCGGUGGACUCUGGAGGGGCGCGGGGAAUCACAUGAAACGAAACCAAAAGACAGAAAAACCAAGAGGAAGCAAGUGGCAAAAGCCGCUAAGCGGAGCACUUCCAGGACGAGGAGGCGGCAAUAAAGGCCGUUGCUGUGCAGUUCUUAGCUGACUUAGCGCCAUUAUAUACAUAUGCUCCAGGGGCCAAGGCCUCCCCCGAUCUAACUUUUUGAGGGGGGGCCUCCAGCCCUGGACCCUUUUUCCUGAAAAACUGCCGGGCGGGAAGGCCUCCAAAGGCCCACCUUCGAGCCCUUGCGGCUUCUUACGUGUACCCUACAGAACUCAAACCUUGAGGCCGUUCAAGGACCAACGGCCGGGGGUGGCAGGCUUCUGAAGGCGGCAAAGGUGGCAAGGCUUGCCCCCCUUGCCGUGUUGCGUGUACCCUGCUACAGAUCUCCCGGGAGCGGGCUCCUCACUACGGGAGCCCCUUGGGGGGUCGAGGGACUCUGAGGGCAGCAGGUGGCAAGGCUUGACCCCCUUGCCGUGUUGCAUGUACCCGGCCGACCCCUCGUGUGCGGGGGGGGCUCCUCACUGGAUGAGUUUCGCCCCUGCUGCCCCAUAGGGGGGCCAAAGGGGCCAGGCCUCGCGGCUGUGCCUCUGAUAGGACCCCAGGCCCAGAGUCGGGACGCCUGUGGGGUCCACGCGGAGAGCCGCCAGGGGCCUCCGGCUCCGCCUUUUGAGGCCUUCUCCCCGGUGAGUCCUUACAUGUCACCACUGCGAAAAAUAGGGCGCGCGGACGCCACCACCGCUCCAUCCACAGGCGGGGGCCUCCACCCAUGGAGCAUAUAUAUCGUAGCCGCUUGGUUCUUCUAUUUCUUCAUAUAGAGAAAAACUCGAUAUCUAUUACGGCUACUCUCACGCCCGCCGAACAAUCUACCAUUGGACUUGUCACAUAUCUCGAGCGUCGCGCAACUGUAUUUCUACGUACCUAGUUCUUGGUUCUCGUUCUGGUUGUGAUUAAAUAUUAAUUAAGUUCUUUCAAGUUCUUUUCAUCUAGCAUCAUCAAGCAACCCCAACCGCAAGGUUUUGUUCCGACCAGGGGGGCGGGAACAUGAUUCUUGACUGCUUUACUGUACAGGACGAAUUCUACCAAGAUAAUGAAUCCGAAAGAACGAAAGUAUGUACCCAUUGAUGUAGUGAGUCAUCGAAACACUGAAAGCAAAGAUAGACAACACGUCUUCACCAAUCGGACACAUGCAACGCUUCAGUUGCCUCAUUUCCGCUCGCACAUUGUCCACACCUGGAUCUGGUGCUCAUUCCAUUCCCGCACCCCCAUCACGCGUUAGAGUCUAUCGUGUUAAUUUGUCCUCUUAUUUAUUCACUUACGCACUGUUUCAAGCACUGAGGUCUCCGCUUCAACAAAGCUCAUUCACUUACGCUUGUCUUUCUUUUGCUUGUGCACAGCUGGAGAAAAAUUUUCCAGCUGAUAACGCUUGGUGCCUUAUUUCCCGAUGCCUGUCCGGUGCCUGACGCUGACCAUCAAUCUAUCAUUCACUUACGCGAGCAUCAGAAGUUACUUUGUCACCUUCAUGAAGAAAAUACAUGAAAAGGGUGUGGAAUGCAGAAUGUAAUUGUAUCACCGCGGCACGCUUCGCGUGGUUCAUCCUGAUGAAAAUAUGUCGCUCGGAUGAAAAUAG
This is a messenger RNA of Amoebophrya sp. A25, 5583 nucleotides long. Lineage: Eukaryota; Dinophyceae; Syndiniales; Amoebophryaceae. The record is from the annotation of a GenBank genome assembly.